CUGUCUUUACCUACAUACAGCUGCAGUCACCAUGUCUCUCUUUCUCCUGAUCACUCUCUCUCUCACUCACACUAAUCCUUCCUCCAAGAGGAAAGCGAAUUCAUAACACCGACAUCAAAAAGCCGACGACAUUCAAACAAACAAGCCCAGAAAUGUGGCCGCCAGCUCUCCCCCUGGUCCUCCUCCUCCCACUCGCGCUCGCCUCCACCGCCCUCACCCACUCCCACUCCUCCUCCUUCUUCCCCACCGCCUCACCCUCACUCUACGACUGGAGCUCCGCGCGCGCCACCUACUACGCCGCCUCAGACCCCCGCGACAAGGUCGGCGGCGCGUGCGGCUACGGAGACCUCGAGAAGGCCGGGUACGGGCUGGCGACGGUGGGGCUGAGCGAGGCGCUGUUCGAGCGGGGCCAGAUCUGCGGCGCAUGCUUCCAGGUCCGGUGCGUGGAGGACACGCGGUGGUGCAUUUCGGGGACGUCGAUCAUCGUGACGGCGACCAACUUCUGCGCGCCGAAUUACGGGCUCAGGCCGGAGGGUGGGGGCCACUGCAACUCUCCGAACAAGCACUUGGUGUUGCCCAUCGAGGCCUUUGAGAAGAUCGCUGUUUGGAAGGCUGGCAAUACGGCCGUCGAGUAUCGCAGGAUCAAGUGUAGAAAGGAAGGAGGAAUUCGUUUCACCAUAGAUGGUUCUAACAUCUUUAUAUCAGUACUCAUCAGCAAUGUUGCUGGUGCUGGAGACAUAGUUGCGGUGAAGGUCAAGGGUUCAAGAACCGGUUGGCUUCCAAUGGGACGGAAUUGGGGCCAAAACUGGCAUGUAAGUGCUGAUUUACUGAACCAACCUCUUUCUUUCGAGGUCACAAGCAGCGAUGGCCACACAGUUACAUCUUACAAUGUUGCUCCCAAGGCUUGGAACUUUGGGCAGACCUUUGAAGGAAAGCAGUUUGAGUCUUAAAAGCACCAUUUGACGAAAUAGUGCAAGGGACCAUUUUUGUGUAUCUUACAAGGGUGUGUGAAGGAAAAAUGCGUGUGAAUAGCACUAUCCUAUGCUUAUUCUACUUUCUUUCAGUAGGAAAAUAUAGUUAGAUCGCAGAUGAUGUUUUUGUACAGAGAUGUGUGUUGAAGCUUAACUAUCAAAAGGUCCCGGGAAGUAAACCGAGAUGCUUGAGGUAUAGGUUCCUUCAGGAUUAUGGUGUCAUGCUGAUGCUCAGGGCAUGCUAUAGAAUUAUUAUAGUUCAGUAAGUGUCGACUGGGUGUAAUGACGCGAGACCAGCUAGGGACGGUGAUAGGGGAUUGGAACAGAACUGCUCCGGUUGCUAGGGUAGCGGCUUGGGGGUCGCCGGAGAUGAAUUCAGUGGUCUGAUAGUGGCAGGGUGUGCAGGCAAGAGUAUAUGUUGCAAUAGUGAUAAAUUUCUUCCUUCCGCUUAUGGUCGAUUGAUCCAUGGUUCAAAUGUCUUGCGGAAUUUCCCUCUUCGGGUUUAAUCUAGUUUUGUUAGGCGUGUUUGCAAUUG
Molecule: messenger RNA, 1506 nt
Organism: Malus domestica (apple)
Lineage: Eukaryota; Viridiplantae; Streptophyta; Magnoliopsida; Rosales; Rosaceae
Product: expansin-A13
Biological process (GO): plant-type cell wall organization
Cellular component (GO): extracellular region
Source: RefSeq, a predicted model, not a curated record